Molecule: messenger RNA, 4591 nt
Organism: Pocillopora meandrina
Lineage: Eukaryota; Metazoa; Cnidaria; Anthozoa; Scleractinia; Pocilloporidae
Source: the annotation of a GenBank genome assembly
AUGAUUUCCAUUUGGUUCAUUGGCCUGUACCUCGUCACGUUUCAAGUGACGUGUGAGGGCGCCCCAGGUCCAAAAAUUAUUAUACAGAACGACGUGGAGAAAAGAGGCAGUGAGUAUAUUUCAAUUCUUGCCUAUAUAUACACAUCGUGAUUGAUUGAACCUUCCUUAAAACUGCUUUGAGUCAAGUGACAAGACCUUAACUAUAAAUUUUUGAUUGGGGUGAAGCCUUCUGGAUUUUUUUCAUUUUCGCUUUAAGGAAAUUGAGCUCUAUCAGAUUAUUUGACGAACAAAUCACGAGAACUUAGUUACCACCGAGAUUGCUUAGCACUUGCACCUUUUGUGUUUCAUGUUUUCUUAAUACGUAAAAGAUGAUUUGCAGUUUAUAUUUUCUUGCAGUUUGUACUGAAAACCAAAUGGACAAAAGUAGUGGCUGUCCACAGUGGCAAGGCGAAGGAUUUUGUUCUCAGGAUAGUGAAUACUAUCAGUUUAUGAUGGGAAACUGCUAUGCAAGUUGUGGCCAUUGCCAGCGUGAGUAAAAUCAUAUUGUAAGACAUAGUCAAACAUAGACAACUAACUUUACAGUCAGGAAGAUGCUGGAAUGUAAUGUUAGUUCGGUGAUAUGAAGAUAAGAAACUAAUGAAGUAAAUCGGAAUUUAGAACUUAUUUCGCCCCAAAUGUCACCGUCACAUGUUUUAAAAUCAACAAACUUUCUUUUGCAGUGCCUCCAACGGAAGCACCGAAAGGUGAAAAUUUACUAUUUUGUAAUAACUAUUAUGUAAUAAGCAUUUUUACAAAAGAAGUUGAAAUCAGGAAAUAACCAGACUUCUCUUCGGGAGUCGUACCAAACAGCAGAUUCAGUUUCAUUAGCUCUUUCCAUUCAAGAUGAGCUCUCAAACAGAAGCCCGUUCCAAAGAAAUUAUGGUAACCUAUCCAGGCAAUAACUUUGGCUGCGCGCUCGUUGGCAAGUCCGUCUGUGCGCAAGCUGUAUUUCGCAUGCGUAGCAAGCUUUAUUGUAAGUACUAAGUGCGCAAGCUGUAUUUUGCAUGCAUAGCAAGCUGUAUUGUUAGCAAUAAGUGUGAAAAGAAACGUGGAACAAUCUUGAGUUGCCUUUUGAGAAACAAAACGGGACUCCGGUCAAAGGCUUGACUUAGUCUACAUCUGUCGAUAUAUUUUUUUUACCUUUGGUGAUACACGAGCAUGUUUUCCACAGCGUGCACAGCCAACGAGAUAGACAAAAAGGGUAGCUACUGCACUAUGUGGAAAACAAAUUAUGGAUGUACCGGCGGCAUGGAACAGUUUAUGAGAAAAAACUGUUAUGCUACUUGUGGUCACUGUAUAAGUAAGUGAUAUUAGAAAUAGACAAUGUGAACAAAAUGUUUUGGGCAGUUUGAGAUACUGAGGGAGCCAAGUGGAAGAUUCAGAACCCAGUUUUUCUCUACUUGUUAAUCAUUAAUUUUUGGAAGAAGCACAUUUCGCUGAACAUUGGCUCGCCUGUUAAUAAGAUUUCAGAGCAGUAGAUGUGUGGUAUGAGAAACGACUUCCAGUAGAAGUGGGGUCUAACCAUUUUCAAAACAGUAAUUGUUUUAGCCAUUGGGGGGAAUAGCAUUCGUAGUAAUCCAAGAAAAAGCUUUUUGAGUUUGAAUUAUAUCUGCACAGGAAUUCAUUUCCAUAUAGCCACGUUAUCACCCCUGUUAGAAAUUUUACCUCAUUUUAGAAGGUCUAUCAUCUCAUUUUGAGUUAAGGAAAAAAAUUAAUGUAUUUAGUAUUGUAUCGCAGUAAGGUAAUUGAGUAAGCAUGCACGUUUGCUGCGAAACGAGCAUUUUUAGUCGAUGUUGACAGCCUUUUUGUUCAUUUAUAACUCCUUUUUCAUAUGCAACUUAGUCAGGUGUACGCUUCUUUUUUCCUUGUUUUUUCAGUGGCGCCCACACCAAUCCCACAAGGUGAGUUUUUAAGAUCAAACUAGAAUAGAACCAAACUAGAACAAAAUCAAACUAUCUAACAUGCCAAUAGAGGAACGGGCAUGUCCGUAUAACCACAGGUAUAAGCUUACAACGGACAGGCAUUCAAAGGCCAAAAGGCAAUUAGGCGGGGGCAGCUAAAAGACAGUCAAACGGGCAGAUUGAUAGACGAACAUACAGAGAGACAAAUGGCUCACUCUGGAGAUACAUCAUACUAAGCUAGACAGACAUUAUGGAUGACUAACAGUCACUCAAAUACCACACGCUGCAGAUUUAAAGGCAGUCGAACACAGCAUGGAAUAGGUCUUGUGUGAUGGCCUCCCGUUGCAGGACUAUAAAUUCUUGAGCAAAGGUUGAAUAAGGGCAGACGGAAUAAACUAACGUAUUUUAUUUAUUUUGAUAAACAUUGUUUUUAUCUCCAACUACGAAGUGGACCCAGAUGCCUGCCUGCAAGCCCAUAAUGAAAAGCGGGCUCUUCAUGGAGCCCCAGCUUUGGUGUGGGAUAACAAACUGGCUCAGGAUGCAAAGAACUGGGCAGAUCAUUUGGCUUCUAUUGGACGCCUAGUCCACGCUAAAAACAUUGCCGAAGGAGAAAACCUUUACUCAGGCUCGAGCGGAUUUGUCAAAUCCUGUUCAGAUGCCGUAAAGUCCUGGUAGGCAUAUCUGCGUAAAAAAGGGUAUACCAGGGAAAUUUAUCACAAAUUUAGUAUUAUCGACAGAUUAUGAGUAGCAACUAAUCAAAAUGCACGUAAAUUUAAAUAGUUGGAGCUCAGGAUAUCUUGAAGUGUGAUCUUUUAGAGUGAGAGGAGUUCUAAAACGGAAUAUUGUCAGUGACAGUGAUCUAACUCUCAAUACUUUGAACGGGAGUCAUCAUUAAGGUCAAAAUAAGAACCAAGUUUUUUAAUUAACCUCGAUGAACAUUUUCCACAAGCCUUUUUAUAAUCCUUGAAGACAUGAGGAAAAGAAAUCGUCGUGCGAUCUUUUUCAGGAGAACACGAAUAUGGAUGAAUACAUUAGGAUAAUGGGAACGUAUAGGAUACUUAGCCUCUAAUGGGGUGCCUUCGCCUCCCUCCUGUCCACACAAAACCCCGCAGUAACAUUAGAUAAAUUGAAUGAGAUAAAUCACCUACAUCAAGCAGUGACGCUUCCAGCCAAUGGCUUUUAGAGCUUUUAGAACUUUGAUUUCAAUCGAAAUUGUACUUUAAAGUGUUGGUUUUUUAUUGAGGAAAGAAACCAAAGAACCCAGAGAAAAACCCCUCAGAGGACAGAUGAGAUUCAAGAGCAACCUCAACCCACGCGUGACGUUAGUUGUUGGAAUCAAGCCAAGACUGCACGUACUCUAACCCCAAUGCGCUCCUGUUCUCCCUCCCCCUCCCCACCUCCCAGCCCGAAAAUGUUAGUAUCGCCACUUGUUGCUCCACAUUUGAUUUUUUAAGCUCAUAGGCAAUUCCAUCAUGACAUCGUCAUAGCCGAGUUGUUUACGAUUACAUCCUGUCCUUUAACUGACAUUUGCUUUAUGUUGACUUUCCAAAUCCUGAAGUAAACCGAUUUUAUUUUGUUCAUUGGUAGGUACAAUGAAAUAAAGUUUUAUGACUUCGAUAAUCCAGGAUUUAGUUUCGCUACUGGACAUUUCACAGCGGUAAGAACAAGACUCAUCACCGGUGUCUGAGCACCUUAAUUUCUCAUCAAGAUCGGAGAGGAAUUUCCCAUCCAUUUUUCAUAUGUGUUGGUUACGCUAAAACUCAAAAUUACGACGCUGUUUCAGCAAUUUGAUAACUUAUUUGAUCAAAAAUCUAAUCAUAACAUAUUUAUCAAUCGGGAGUUUCUUUGGUACCUUAAAAUUGGCCCAUGACCGUUACGGAGUAGUGGCGUUGACUUAAGAAAAAAUCGUACGUGGGCCAAUUGCAGAGCAACCAGGGGCUGGAAUUUUUCCGACAUGGUAAUGGCUUCGCUUUACUUGGCUCUUUACAAAGCCUCAAUGUACCAUCCUCCAAACAAUCUUGAUUUGCUCACCCACAUUUUUCAUGGCAUCAGAUAUGUAGUCAUCUUUUUUUAAUUUUAUUUCUCAUCGGUUAUAAUUCUCAUCCUAGUUCUGAUUGCAAUAAGCUGUUGCCAUUACUACUUUCGUUUACAGUAAUGAUAAUUGUAAAAAUAAUCAUAAUAACAAUAGUAAUGUUAAUUACAGCACAUUUCACGUGGUGGCUCUUCUUGUCCACUGUUUCAGGAUCAAACUGGAAUUUUUAAUAUUGGAGAAAAACCCUUAGAGUAAGGACGAGAACCAACUAACUUAACCCACGUUCGACGCCAGGUCCAGAAAUCAAACUUGGGCCACAGCAGUGAGGGGCGAGAACUCUCACCAUUGCAACAUCCCCGCUUCCUGCAGCUAAAUGACCCGUAAUCGUAUAGCUUUCCUAGUGAAGAAGAAGGAUAUGCACUUCAAAGCCAAAUGUACGUUUACUUAUUGUCAAUGCUGCUUUCAGGUUGUAUGGAAGAGCACCACCAAACUGGGCGCAGCUUUGACCAAAAUAGUGUCAGACAACGGAGUCACUCACACAUAUGUUGUGGCACGCUAUUCGCCUGCAGGAAAUGUGAUUGGCCGUUUUGCUGCAAACGUCAAGCCAAAGUCCUCAUAG